UGAAAUAUAUCAUAAAACUAGUAUCUGGAUUACCUCCCUUUGAAUACCAGUGGGAAUAUUUUCAAUGAAUAUGUUAUUUUGUCAAUAAAAUAUUACAAUUAAUAUUCUAUCAAUGAUAAUAAAUUACAAUAUUGGGGAAAACACACAAAGACUGUGAUAAUACUCUUUUUAUUGAAAAAAUAAAUUAAAAAAAAAUAUUUACUGCGGAUUCAUUUACUGCAUUUGUAUACAAGAAAAUGGAGGGAAUAAAUGACUGCUGCAGUUUCAGCAGGUUAGGAGAUUGUUCUGGCCAUAUCAUCCAUUUUCUUGAUUGCCAGAAAGAUGUUGUUGCCCACCUUAGAUAUUUAAAAGUGUGUACUACAGGUUCAAAUGUAAAUGAGCAGGAUCUGAUACUGUAUCGCGCCGGAUUGUUUGAUGUUGAUGCAGCCUGCAGGCAAUUACUACUGAUUUGCCAAGCCCAUAGAGAUUCUCUUGGGACUUACUGGAAAACAAACAGUUCGAAAUGUGCCUAUCCAGUCCAUUCAUCAAAGUGUAAAGGAGAUAGAGCCAUUGACUUUAAAACUUCAAAAGAACUAUUUUUCUUGUAUCAAUCCUUGAUACCUGUUGGAAGUGGAAUAUGUAAGCCAUGUAGAACUUCUCACCCUCAUGUGAUUUCUACAAGGAGUCAAAUAUACAGGACAACAUCAUAUGGUGAUGAUACAGAAUCAAUAGAACUUGCAAAUUUAGAUAUUUACCAUGAAUUCGAAGAUGAUAAGGAUGAUUCUUGCAACAACAAUACAAGUACCAAAAAUUAUGAAUAUGCCACAGAAAAAGAGGAACAUUUCACCCUUGCCAGCUGCAGUCAGACUUCUGAUUGUGCAUCUUAUUUCUUUCCAACUCAAAGUACUGCCACGGUGAGCAGCCAUGAAGAAUGGGAACCUGAAAUGUCUGGCUUAGAGAAAGUCAAUGCUGUUAUCAAACUUGUUUCUGAUGGCUCUUUUUCACUAUUGAGAUCUCAGCUUACAAUACCUUGGGAAUCAGCGUCAAAAAGAACACAAAGUUAUUACUUGAAAAAAGCUGAUGACUUGGUAUUAGGAACUUUACAGCUGAUUGCCCCAAACCAGUCAGACACCUUAUUUAAGAGCAUUGUCCAAAAGAACAAGACAGUUAACCUUGAUUGUCCUGAUAAUUAUCUUCCGUCUAUGAUUGCUGCAUACCAAGAAGCAGAUUCUCCAUAUCUUAAACGUCAAAUUUUAUCACUAUUUGCAAGUAAAUAUUCUAAAGAGGCUUUAUUUACCGCAAUACCUGGUUUGACAAAACACAAGAUAGAAGCUGCGAGAAAAUAUGGAAAGGUCAAAGAAACAGAAUUGCUAGAUCAAGACCAUAAUAUGACUGCCAAACUUCCCAUCGAAAAAGUUCAGCAUUUUGUAAGUUUUGUAUCUCAGCCACAAUAUGUCCAAGAUGUUGCAUUUGGAGAAAGGAUCCUUAAACUAUCUACUGGACAAAAAAUACAUAUACCUGAUGUUGUUAGAACAGUAAUAGGCAGUCGAAUAAUUUCAUCUUACAAAGCAUAUUGUUCAGAAUCAAACUUUGAACCGUUGGGAAGAUCAAGCCUGUACAACAUUUUGAAGCAGUGUUCAGCAAGUCAGCGUAAAAGCCUUAGUGGUUUAGACAAUACAACAGCAGAUGGUAUAACAUCUUUUGACAAGCUAAUCAGUUUGACAGACAAUAUGGAGGAUUUCACUCAAAAUGAAGUUCAUGAUUUCAAGGACAUUCAACGAAGAUUGCGAGCUUCAAAGCGGUAUUUGUCUUGCGAUUACAGAUGGCAUGUUGCAAAAUCAUCAAAAGUAGCUGAUCAUUGCAUGCAUUAUGCUCUUAGUGAUUCAAACGUAAAAGAUUUACAAGAGAAAUGUGAUCAUACACAUGACGAAUGUUGUGAACUGUGUACAGAUAUGAGCUCCGUAAUUGAUGACCUAGAGCAGAUUGUUAUAGAUGGAACAUUUCCAUCAGAAGAAAUGAAAACUGAAUAUCUGCAUGACUUCCAAAGCUGCAAGGAAAAAGUGUUUCAGUGGAAGCAACAUGUAUUGAGAACAGUCAGUCAAGAACAGGCAAAACAUUUGGUUCUUGAGAAUCUUCUUCCAAAUGAAAUUUUUAUAGUUAUGGAUUGGGCCAUGAAAUUUCUUCCAUGGUUUGACCGUGAAAAGCAAACUGAUUUUUAUGGUAAAAAGGGAAUUAACUGGCAUGUAAGUGUUGUAUUAUCCAGAGGUAUUGAUAUGAAAAUCAAUACUGACUGUUAUGUACAUUUGUUUGACAGUAUCCCCCAAGGAUGGUAUGCUGUUGCUUCAACAAUUGAGAGCUUAUUAAACUGCAUAAAAAGCAAAGAUGAAACUAAAGAUACAGUAUAUCUUCGUAGUGAUAAUGCCUCCUGUUAUCACUGUGGACCACUGAUGGCUGCUAUUCCAGAAAUUUCUCAAAGAACAGGGAUAAACAUUUUUCGGUACGAUUUCAGUGAAGCUCAAAGCGGUAAGGAUAUUUGCGACAGAAGAACUGCUCCAAUGAAGAUACAUGCAAAACGGUUUGGAAAUGAAGGGAACAAUAUUACAACUGCAGAAGAGUUGAAAAGAGCCCUUGAAAGUUAAAGUGGUAUCAUGAACACACAUGUGUAUGUUGCUGAAGUUGAUUUUAGUGCACAGACUAUGAAAAAAUGAUCCAUACCAAACAUAAAUAUGUACAACAAUUUCAGCUUUGAGAUUGGAGGUCUUAGAAUGUGGCAAGCUUAUGAU
This is a messenger RNA of Mytilus trossulus (common blue mussel), 2762 nucleotides long. RefSeq lists its product as uncharacterized. The record is from RefSeq and is a predicted model, not a curated record. The coding region runs from base 237 to 2618 and encodes 793 amino acids. The transcript is spliced from 6 exons. Lineage: Eukaryota; Metazoa; Mollusca; Bivalvia; Mytilida; Mytilidae.